This is a messenger RNA of Ictidomys tridecemlineatus (thirteen-lined ground squirrel), 3194 nucleotides long. NCBI's taxonomy places the organism in Eukaryota, Metazoa, Chordata, Mammalia, Rodentia, Sciuridae. The record is from RefSeq and is a predicted model, not a curated record.
AUGACCAUUAACCUGCCCUACAUAUUGCUAUAUGGAGAUUUGCCAAAAAAUAAAGAAAAUAUAAUAUAUUUAGCAAAUCAUCAAAGCACAGUUGACUGGGUUGUUGCUGAUAUUCUGGCCAUCCGGCAGAAUGCUCUCGGACACGUGCGCUACGUGUUGAAGGAUAGGCUCAAGUGGCUUCCAUUAUAUGGGUGUUACUUUUCUCAGCACGGAGGGAUCUAUGUAAAGCGAAGUGCCAAAUUUAACGAAAGAGACAUGAGGAGGAAGCUACAGAGUUACGUGGACGCAGGGACCCCAAUGUAUCUUGUGAUUUUUCCAGAGGGAACAAGGUAUAAUCCAGGACAGACAAAGCUCCUUUCGGCUAGCCAGACAUUUGCUGCUCAACAAGGCCUUCCAGUAUUAAAGUAUGUGCUGACACCAAGAAUAAAGGCAACUUAUGUUGCUUUUGAUUCUAUGAAGAACUACUUAGAUGCGAUUUAUGAUGUUACAGUGGUUUACCAAGGGAAAGACAAUAAAGGAGAGCGAGAAGAGUCACCGUCCAUGACGGAAUUUCUCUGCAAAGAAUGUCCAACAAUUCAUAUUCACAUAGCUCGUAUAGACAAGAAAGAUGUCCCAGAAGAACAAGAGUAUAUGAGAAGAUGGCUUCAUGAGCGUUUUGAGAUAAAAGAUAAGUUGCUCAUAGAAUUCUUUGAUUCACCGGAUCCAGAAAGAAGAAAUAAAUUUCCUGGGAAAUGUGUUCAUUCCAAACUAAGUCUCAAGAAGACUUUGCCAUCACUGUUGAUCCUCAGUGGACUGACUGCUGGCAUGCUGACCACGGAGGCAGGAAGGAAACUGUAUGUGAACACGUGGCUCUACGGGACCCUGCUGGGCUGCCUGUGGGUCACCAUCAGAGCAUGAGCAGGGGGCACCCCAGCCACAAAUGUGCUGCCUUGCCUCUCGCCGUUGUGGCUGCCUAGUACAUCAACUUGUUUCCUGAGUUUAGUAAGAAGUGUAAAUAAAGCCUUGUUGAUUGAACAUUGGAUAAGAUAGAGUUUGUGACUAAAGCCGAUAAGCAGAUGAUCUUGGGCAAACAUAAUGUGGUUUUUCAACGUUAUUGCAGGAGCUGCUGGAAAGGUAAAAGCCAAGUGGAGCUAUUCUUUACACCUCCCACGAGCUAACGUCAGCUUCCGAAGAUUAUUAGCAUUGUAUAAUUUGAUGUCGUUUUGUAAUUUAGAGGGCUGUAUUUUUUAACAUUAAUUUGCAGCAUAUUUCACUCUAUUUGUUAUUUUCAGGUUUUUUUUACAACCUGACAACUCCAAACUCAUCACUGUUUAGUAUCUUGAAGCUAGCAAUAUUGGGCUUUUUCUUACUUUGUGCAAGCCCAUGAAAGAAAUUGAAUUUAAGUAUGAAUAUGUUCAAGGAAAAGGGUAAGAAAUAUUCAUGGGGAAAGAAAUUCUGUUCAGUGUUUUGUUUUGUUUUUUUUUUGUAUUGCGAUAUUAGCUGAUUUUACUUUGUAUUUGAAAAAUAACAUUUCUAAUAUUUAUUGAAAUCACUUAAUUUGCAUACCCUAUACUCUGCACAAGAGAAUAAUGUAUCAAAUGUCAGAAUGAACUUUAAGUUAAAUUUGCAACUGAUUCAUUACAACAGAACUUGAAUUUGCCCAGCUUUUGAAGAUUUAAGCUACGCUAUUAGUACUUCCCAACAUCUGUGCCAUAAGUGCUUGAAAACAAAAUUGUUUCCUGUUAUUUUUUAUAUCAGAGUAAUUACUGUGAACCUUUGUCUGGAUCUGGAGUCCCCAGGUCUUUGAGGUGGUCGGAGCCCACAAACAUCACAACUCCAUUGCUAGCAUGUGCCUUUGGCCUCUUAUCUCUCUGAUCUAGCCAACUGUUUGACUCAGAAACCAUCUUUCUGCUAUCAUGGUAGCUGCACUGGGCCCUUCCUUCCUCCCGGACCCCUUCCUUCAGUGGUGCUGCUCCUAGCUUGCACAGUAGACCAGCAGUGAAGAGCGGCCGGCGGGCCUGGCUUGGAGUGGAACUCACGGGGCACUCAGCAAGCUUCCCAGACUUCUGCAGAGGCGUCUUACACUUGUUCAGUGUCGAGAAAUUCACCUUCCUCACAUCAUUCAUCAGGACUGAGUAGAUUUGGUUCUUUCCAUUGGUUUAAAUGGAGCUACAAAGUGAGAAUAAGAGCUACGUUCCAGGAACCAAGUCACAGCAUUCAGUCAUGGAAGAAGACCUUUUUAAAGAGUGAUCUGCUCUGUUUUUAUGUUAUAAUUUAAAUACAACUGCUUUCUGGUGUUUUAAGAUAACAAUUCUGCUUUCUGUUGGUCAGAUUUUGUUGCAAAAUCAUUUUGUGACCCAGAUGAAACACACCAAUUGAAUUAUAAAAAGCAAAAUGGAGGGGAAAAAAAUUCGAGGGAAAUUUUGUAUGACUAUCUUCCGUUACUUUUCCAAAACUAGAGAAUAAGCCAUUUCAAACAAUACCUUUGAAGAGUAGUGUGGUGUGAAUCAAUCUCUGUCCAUUAGUAUGUGUAUGUGUACAAUGUUCAUAUGCCUAUCUUCCUGCAGAAUACAGUCAGCCUGACUAUGAGUGGAGGCAUAGGUCAGACUCAUGAAAAGUGUCCUCAUGCUGAAUUGACGUUUUCUUUUACAUGUAAAGUGAAAUUUAGAUCAAUUCCAUGUCUCUGUUAAAUACUUUUUUUUUUAAAGUCCUAAUUUUAGAGCUUGUUUCUGACAAAUCAAAAUGAAUUUAAGUUGUAGAACUUGGAAUAUCAUGGAUAUGCUUCUAUUUAAAUUUUAAGAGAAAAUAUCAUUGGAAUUAUGUGGAUUACAAAUGAUUUUAACAAGAAAGGUGACUUCAUGAGGUCACUUUUGAAUAUGGUGUUUCUUAGGACUGUAUUUAACUUUCUUAUCACAAAAGGUCAAUAAAACAUGGGAGUUGGAGACAUUUUUGUAUCAAAACAUUUGAGAAGUCAGAAACUUAACACAUGUUGAUGUUGACUUGAAUUAACUGUUUUCUAAAAUUAAAAGCUAUAUGCCUACCUGUAAAUCGUUUCACAUUAUCAUUUUAAGUUUUUGUUGUAUUGUUGAUUUACAGCUUACUUAUUACUUGGUUUUUCUUUAUAAGAAUUUCAUCAUUGUGCAUGCUUUUAUGUUUUUCAGCAAAGGGUGUGUUUGGAUGAAAGUAAAAAAUAAAAUAAAACCUUUCACUAUCUC